Messenger RNA from Emys orbicularis (European pond turtle), 1015 nucleotides. RefSeq names its product OTU deubiquitinase, ubiquitin aldehyde binding 1 (gene OTUB1). The transcript is spliced from 7 exons. NCBI's taxonomy places the organism in Eukaryota, Metazoa, Chordata, Testudines, Emydidae. The coding region runs from base 30 to 842 and encodes 270 amino acids. Gene Ontology annotation, biological process: negative regulation of double-strand break repair; protein K48-linked deubiquitination. Gene Ontology annotation, cellular component: nucleus. The record is from RefSeq and is a predicted model, not a curated record. Gene Ontology annotation, molecular function: cysteine-type deubiquitinase activity; ubiquitin binding.
GCUUGCUGGGUGCGGGCUGCAGCUCAAAGAUGGCGGCGGAGGAGCCUCUGCAGAAGCCGGAGCCGCUGGGGGGGGACACGGAUGGAGUUAACUGUCUGGCGUACGACGAAGCCAUCAUGGCUCAGCAGGAUCGCAUCCAGCAGGAGAUCGCCGUCCAGAACCCCCUGGUGUCGGACAGACUGGAACUGUCAGUUCUGUACAAGGAAUACGCGGAGGACGAUCACAUCUAUCAACAGAAGAUCAAGGACCUGCUCAAAAAGUACUCGUACAUCCGGAAGACGCGGCCCGAUGGCAACUGCUUCUACCGGGCAUUUGGCUUCUCGCAUCUGGAGGCCCUACUGGAGGACAGCAAGGAGCUGCAACGGUUCAAGGAGAUCUCUGCCAAAAGCAAGGAGGACCUGGUGUCCCAGGGCUUCACAGAGUUCACAAUCGAGGAUUUCCAUAACACGUUCAUGGACCUGAUAGAGCAAGUGGAAAAGCAGAUCACGGUCUCCGAGCUCCUGGCCUCCUUCAACGACCAGAGCACCUCCGACUAUCUGGUGGUGUACCUGAGACUGCUGACCUCCGGCUACCUACAGCGCGAGAGCAAGUUCUUCGAGCACUUCAUCGAGGGAGGCCGCAGCAUCAAGGAGUUCUGCCAGCAGGAGGUGGAACCCAUGUGCAAAGAGAGCGACCACAUCCACAUCAUCGCCCUGGCUCAGGCCCUGAACGUGUCUAUCCUGGUGGAGUACAUGGACCGGGGCGAGGGUGGAGGCACUAACCCCCAUGUCUUCCCAGAGGGCUCGGAGCCCAAGGUGUAUCUACUGUACAGACCGGGACACUACGACAUCCUGUAUAAAUAGGUGCCGUCCAGCUGCCUCCGCUCCCUCCCCCCAGGCGUCCCGUGGCCCCUCCCUCCCCACACCGGCAGUCUCUGUGGUUGUAAAUGGUAAUCUCGCGCGCUGCUCUCUCUCUUUGUUUUCUGUUGUUACACUCGCCCUGCUGUGUUUUAUUAAAGGGGAUGCUGGUGAAUGGA